Messenger RNA from Paraphaeosphaeria sporulosa, 1091 nucleotides. Its product is annotated as phosphoglycerate mutase family protein. The transcript has 5 exons. The record is from RefSeq and is a predicted model, not a curated record. Bases 63 to 875 code for a protein of 270 amino acids. Lineage: Eukaryota; Fungi; Ascomycota; Dothideomycetes; Pleosporales; Didymosphaeriaceae.
CCAUCCCAACGGCCAAUAGCAAGAACAUCACGUAUAAGCACGCAAAUCUCAUCAUUGAAACAAUGAUAGAAACAAUAUACAUCGUCCGACACGCAUUUCGCUCAAACUGGGAUGUGAAUCCUCAGACAGGCGUGUAUACAGCGAACACACGGACCCCGACUGGAAUUCCAACGGACCCAGCGCUUGCAGCACACGGUGUAGCACAAGCUGCGGAACUUGCCGAGUACCUGUGUGCCAUCGAACCACCGGUUGAUCGGAUUUACUCAAGCCCGUUUUAUCGGUGUUUGCAGACACUUAAGCCGACGACCGAGAGACUAUUCAAGGAGGGCAGUGGAGGCCGCAAAAUUAGGAUAGAUCGCGGUGUUGGCGAGUUCUUUGGGCGGGCCGACUUUGAGCAUCCAGCUCCUCCGAGCAUUGAGAUCCUGAACAAGCACUUUCGAGACCUCGAUCAAGACUACGUCUCUGUACACAUUCCGCCCGCUAACGGGGAGUGGCUCAGCGAGCUCCAUCAGCGCGUCACUAGGGCUCUGACCAAAAUCGUCACUGACCUCGACCAUGACCCCGAGCAGCCCAAGACUCUUCUUAUUUGCACCCAUGCAGCUACAAUGAUUGCCGCCGGUCGCGCUCUAACCGGGAAGAUACCGGCUGAUCUCAAUGAGGACGACUUUCAGUGUUACACCGCCUCCUUAUCAAAAUAUGUGCGGAGAGGCUUUGAGCUUGAGAAAGGCGUGGCGGGUAACUGGGACUGCGUCCUCAAUUCGGAGACUGGCUAUCUUUCAGGUGGCGCAGAAAGAGGAUGGAAAUUCAACGGCGAGGAAAGCUUCGUCGGUUUUCCCGAGGACGCUCAACGGGAAGGUGAGUCACCAAAGCUUUAGUGCUCUUUCAAACCGAGCGCUCCGGCAUGGCAUGGCAUCUUUGGAGUAUAAUAUUGUGGCAUCUCUAGCGAGUGCAUCGAGGAGAUCACUACUUGGUGGAAGGCUCUCUACACAACCUGUCAUGCAUUUGGACAGCAAAGUCGGUUCCCCAGCAUCGUCUGCCAAAUAUCACAGCUUGCGGCCGACUGCCGGUUACAACCGUGCAUUUCAACCCAC